AUGUCAGAUGCGGCGAACCGGGCUCUGUUGGAUGAGCAGUCCAGCCCUAUUGAACGGUCCCCAGAAAGAACCUCCGCCAACCAGCAUAGUCCAUCAUUUGAAUUCUCAUCAGAAUCAACGCCUUUAUUACACCGCCGUGAAGGUGACUUGAUUUACGGGACCGAGCAAGGACUAUCGCGAUCCUCUUCAUUCGCAUCACAGAACACGCCCGAAGAUGGCACCAGGAAGAAGCGGAGUCAUGUACCAUGGCCCACUGUUAUCUCUCUCUCUGUUUUAACGCUCAGUGUUUUGGUGAUACUGGUACUUGCGUUUGCUGCUCCGGCGGCGGUUAAAGAAUAUGCGCAACAAGCCGCCAUCUUCAAACCGACAGCGGUAUCAAUCGAUUCUACAACACCCGACGGCGUUCGGGCCCGAAUUCAGGGUGAUUUCGUCAUGGUCUCAGACCGUGUGAAGAAUAGGUCGGUACGAGGCAUUGGCCGAUUGGCGACGUGGAUUGCCAAGGAAGUUGAGACUGGCCCAUCGAACGUUGAAGUUUAUCUCCCAGAAUAUGGGAAUGUGCUUGUUGGAAACGCAGCGCUGCCUUCCAUAAAAUUGAACAUUCGCAACGGUCAUCAUACCAAUGUCGACUUCCUCACCGAUCUAGAGGCUGGUGAUGUUCGAGGAAUCCACGCGAUAGCUAUUGACUGGAUUGAGGGAAGAUUGGGUCGCCUCAAUGUGAAGGGCAAGGCGACAUUGCAACUCAAAUCAGGGUUGUUCGCUUUAGGAACUCAAGUUCUGACGGACAACAUCAUCAUCGAAGGUACAGAUAAACAUGAUUUCCCUGCUCUGCCAACAAUCAACCUUCUCAAGCUAAAUGUCCACGAUGCAAAUAAUGGUGCCAUGGCAGUGGAAGUCUUGCUUUCGUCUUUGAUUGAUUCCCCCGUCGCUCUCACUGUUCCUGCCCUCGGCUUUGACAUUCUGGUGCCCAACUGUUCACCGGGAGAUCCAUAUAUUUUGGUCGCCGAUGCGAAAACAAGAGUAAUGCAAGUUUUCCCUGGCCAAGAAAUUGCAGUCGGUGUUGAUGGUCUCAUCAAACAGCUCCCCGAUGAAUUGACCUCUACCUGCCCAGGACGGGAGAGUUCUCCUUUGGAUCUUUUGGUUUCAAGCUUUAUGCAAGGUCUCGAGAUGACUAUCUACGUUCGUGGUUCCGAUGCACCAUUGCCCAAUACACCAGCAUGGCUUGUCGAUCUACUGCGCAGCGUGACUGUGCCUCUUCCAUUUACGGGGCACGCGUUGGACAACCUCGUGAAGAACUUUACCAUGUCCGAUACACAUUUCUCCCUUCCUAACCCUUUCGCAGAGCCUGAUUCUCCAGACUCGCAACCCACUGUUUCUGCUCUAGUGAAUGUUCUCAUUGCCUUACCAGAGGAGAUGAAUUUUCAAGUAGAAGUCCCGAAAGUUCGUGCCCUUGCAGAUGUCUACUACAAGGAAGAGAAGUUUGGCGUCUUGAAUAUCAGCCACUGGCAAGACGCCAACUCCACAUUGGUGGAAGAUCAAGAUGGCUCGUCUGCACUCCUUGUAGAGUUUGCAAUAAAGGAAGCACCAUUACAAGUCACAGAUGACGGAAUUUUGGCAGAGGUUAUACAAGCGAUGCUUUUCGGUAGCGAUGCAGUCAUACUGCGGGUUGCUGCCACCGUAGACACAAAGGUCUCAACUGGUUUGGGCCGCUUCGCCGUGCGAGGGAUUCCUGCGGAAGGGAUUGUACCCGUGAAGACUUCUAUCGGCAACUCACUUGACCAAAUCAAUCCACGCGUUGUCUCAUUACACCUGGGAAACACGACUCAAUCGUCAAUGCUGGUGCAUACGCAGGCGAACUUUACUAAUCCCACCAACUACUCGGCUACAGUUCCAUUUGUUGACCUUCUCGUACUCUACAAUGACACUUCCGUAGCCCAUAUCACCGCUCACAAUAUCUCUGUUGGGCCUGGCAACAACAGUUACGUGCCUAUCGACUUGUUUUGGUGCCCGCUGGACGCAGCUGGGGUAGAUGGUGUUGAGGCAGGACGGGCGUUGCUGUCAUCCUAUAUAUCUGGCUUUAACACAACAGUCACCCUCAAAAGCUAUCGGAACACUAUUCCAUCUCUACCAGACCUUGGCGAAGUGUUCUCAGCCCUCAACAUCACUGUUUCUGUCCCUCGUCUGGCUAUUCCGGGAUCCCCAGGUAGUGAUGAUGGGGAGCAGAAGCCUCAUUUUAUCCAUGAUGCUACGUUCUACCUCUGGUCUUCCACCGCAGACUUCAUUCUCUCCUCGCCUCUAACAGAGAACAACAUCCUAAUCACCUCAAUCGACGCAAGGGCUUUCUAUGAGAAUGAAGAGCCAAUAGGCCGAAUCAAUAGCCGUGAACCCUUCGAAGUACCGCCUGGUACCUCCAGGAGCCCACGAUUGCCAGUCGAUCUUGACAUGGGUGGGGUUGGAUACGACGCUCUGCGCAAGGCACUCGGUCAGUCGUUGGAGAUGGAUGCUGUCGCUAAAGUUGGAGUGCUGAUUGGGAACUAUGCGGAUGUCAUUCUCUACCAUGGGAAAGGCAUGGCAGCUAAAGUGAGGAUUUAG
Penicillium digitatum Pd1 is the source of this 2589-nucleotide messenger RNA. The record is from RefSeq and is a predicted model, not a curated record. Lineage: Eukaryota; Fungi; Ascomycota; Eurotiomycetes; Eurotiales; Aspergillaceae.